Molecule: messenger RNA, 3777 nt
Organism: Symbiodinium natans
Lineage: Eukaryota; Dinophyceae; Suessiales; Symbiodiniaceae
Source: the annotation of a GenBank genome assembly
AUGGCACCUGGCAUUCUGUGGCUGUGGCUUUGCUUGGAGGGUGCUUCCUCCGCUUCCUCCGCUUCCUCCGCGGCGGUCUUCAAGGAGAAGUACGCGCUGAAAGCUUCGCUCCGACGUUGGGAGGCUGCUGAUGAGACCGAAAGGGAGCAGAUCCGACGAGACCUGGGCGACAUUCGGGACUGGAAUGUCUCAGCUGUGACUGACAUGAGCACUUUGUUUGCCAACAUGUUUUUCAAUGAGCCCCUGGAUGGAUGGGACACCUCCUCCGUGACCGACAUGCGCUUCAUGUUUUAUGGAGCGCAGGUGUUUAACCAGGACAUCAGCAUGUGGAAUACCUCAGCCGUCCAGACAAUGGAAGGAAUGUUCUAUUCGGCGACCAGCUUCGACCAGGAUCUCAGUUCUUGGGACACGUCUUCCGUAUCAGAUAUGCGCGCCAUGUUUUACAAUGCCAAGGACUUCAAUGGAGCAGUUGGAAGUUGGAAUACAUCAGGUGUCACCACCAUGUUCAAGAUGUUUAUGUCGGCGACUUCCUUCGAUCAGCCCCUUUCCGGCUGGGAUACAUCCUCAGUGACCGACAUGAGGUACAUGUUUCUGAAAGCUGCUUCGUUCAAUGGAUCCCUUGGCCAGUGGAACACUGGCAAUGUCAGAAGAAUGGAAGGUAUGUUUGCCUAUGCGAGCAUGUUCAACCAAUCACUAGCCAGCUGGGACACUUCAAGUGUUACAGAUAUGAGAAACAUGUUUCUGGGAGCAAGUGCGUUCAACCAAGCCUUAGGCACAUGGAACACGUCCUGCGUGACGGACACAAGCGGCAUGUUUUCGGAGGCUGCCAUGUUCAACCGCCCAUUGGGAACUUGGAACACCGCGUCCGUUACCAACAUGAUGGGCAUGUUCACGGAUGCGUGGACAUUCAACCAACAGCUGGCCAGUUGGGACACAUCCUCUGUGAAAGACAUGAGCUGGAUGUUUGCUAGGGCAGGCUCCUUCAAUGGAACUGUUGGAAGUUGGAAUACGUCGGCAGUGGAGAACAUGCAAGGCAUGUUUGCGCAGACAAGCGUCUUCAAUCAGGACAUCCAGCACUGGAGCACGGGGUCGGUGACCGACAUGAGUAGCAUGUUUGAGAUGUCUACCUUCAACAGGCCGAUUGGCGCUUGGGACACAUCAAGGGUGAAGAGCAUGGCGUCCAUGUUUAGUUUGUCCAAAUUCAACCAGAACAUCGAAAAGUGGGACACUUCGUCUGUGACCAACAUGAGUCACAUGUUUGAAUACGGGUCCAACUUCAACAAGCCCAUUGGGUCAUGGAACACAUCAGCAGUCAGGACCAUGAAGUGCAUGUUCCGCGUAGCUGUUCACUUCGACCAGCCGCUCGCUUCUUGGAGCACUUCACAAGUGUUUGACAUGAGCUACAUGUUUCAGGAUGCACGCUCCUUCAACAGUGCCAUCGGCACCUGGGACACGCAGUCCGUUGUGACCAUGCACUCAAUGUUCCGUCAGGCCAGCAUGUUCAACCAGCCCAUCGGUGGUUGGAACACCUCGAAAGUGACAGAUAUGGGCUUUAUGUUCUACCGGGCCAGCAAUUUUAAUGAAGACAUAGGCAGCUGGAACACCUCGUCCGUGACGAACUUGCAGUCCAUGUUUCAUGGGAGCAAGGCCUUCAACCAGGCAAUUGGCAGCUGGGACACCAGACUGGUGGUUGACAUGUCCCAAAUGUUUUACGACGCUUAUGCCUUCGACCAAGAUAUUGGCGGAUGGAAUACGUCGUUGGUGACGAACAUGAGCCAAAUGUUCUUUGCUGCGACAAGCUUCGACAGAGAUUUGGCAGCUUGGGACAUCGGAGCGGCGCAGGACAUGAGCCAGAUGUUUGUUGCUGCCACUAGCUUCGACAGAUCCAUGACCAUGUGGCACGUUGGCUUUCGAUUUUUGCCAGAAGGGAUGUUCCGUGGAUCUGGGAUUGCUUCAUGCACCCUCUUGGAGCGCUACAGUUUGCCUCCUCCAGGAUACCUGCCGUGCCCCCAGUGCCUUGCAAGUGGCUGCGGGAGCACAUCAUUGGCAUGUCUUGAGGGAAUGUGUAAGCCAACAACUCUGGGUUUUGUAGAAUUUGGUGAGUGUGGUGGCUUGGGUUGCCGGUCGCAAGAUGACCAUACCAUUUAUGAUAUCAGUUUUGGAGAUUGUGCGGCAGGCUGCUCUCAUCUGGAGAACUGCUCAGGCUUCUUCUUUUCUUAUGAACGGGAGCUUGGGCAACACUCCCACUCUCGCUGUGAUCUGCGCAUCGCCCAAGACUUUCCUGUCUUCGGAUAUCGGCUGGCUGGCAGCAAUAUCUAUGCGUUUCGCAAGGCGACUUGCAAGAGCUUCUCGUGUCCAAGUUGGGGGACCCUGGCGCCAUCUCCUGGAAAAGAUGUCACUGCAGCCUCCUGCUGCACAUGUUUGGCCGCGAACGCAGUGCAGGUCGUGAGCAACACCCCUAAGCUGGAGUGCUCUGUCUGUGCAGCUGGCACCUUCCCAGCUAGUGAUCAUCGAUCCUGCCGAACGUGCCCUGCCGGCCGCUAUGCCCCGGAAGGCUCCAGCUCAUGCAAGGUCUGUGUUGGAAGCCGCUCAGUGCCUAACGCAAAUCAAAGUGCAUGCCAUGAAUGCCCCAAGGGCAAGUUUGUUCCCCCUGGCUAUUUGUUCUGCGAGACCUGCGAUUUCCCGUACCUUCUCGUCAACAAUCGGUGCAUAUGGUGGCACCUUCCCAUAAUCGUUGUCUUCCUCUUGACUGGUCUGCUCGCUGGCCGCAUGCUGGUGGGCUUCGUCGAAAAGAGGAAGCGCGGCCAACGGAAACAGCAUGAAGAGGAGGUGAACGCGGCCAUGGCUUGGCUGGAAGGUGCCUUGUGGCAACGUGACGAGGGAUCUCUUGCAGAUGCUAGGCUCGCCUUGCAAAAUCUGGGUGUCAGUGCUGCUGCCCUGGACACAGAAAUUCGCCAGAUUCAAGCCCAGCAAAGCUUGGUGGCAGGAGUGGGUAUGGAGUAUUUGUUGUCCGAGGACUUCCGAUCUCUUGCCACGGGCCGCUCCGGGAAGCCAGACCCCACCUUCAACGAUCUGAAAGAAGCAUUUUGGAUGUGCCCGAGUCCCAUUGGUGAGGAUGUACUUUGCCCCAGAGAUGGGCGUAAAGGGAUUGCCUUGGUGGAUUGGCUGCCAUCGCGGCAUCGUCGACCACAAACGCACUUUAUGUCCUGGACAUGGCGCUACAGUAUUGACCAGAUUCGAAGUUCACUGGAGAUGUGGAUGGCUGACAAGCCAAAAGAGCUUGGUGAUGUCUCCUUCUUCAUGUGCUUCUUCGUGAACAAUCAGUUCAGGAUCAUCCUCGAAGGCCUCACCACGGGCAGUGACGACCUUGAGAGGGUAUUCAAGGAGAACUUGACUCGUAUUGGCCGCGUGGUUGCUGUGCUCGACACCUGGAAGCAGCCCGUCUACCUUACUCGCGUUUGGACCAUAUACGAGCAGUUCACGGCGUGCUCCCUGGAGGUGCCUGUGACCUUUGUGAUGCCGCAGAGUUCCUCGGAAUCUUUGAACGUGCAGAUCCUGCGUGGAGCCGAGGGCAUCGAGGAGGUGAAGCAAAGCCUGUGCCAGGUGGAUGUGAAGGAGGCGGAGGCAUGGGAUGUGCGAGACAAGCUGCAGGUGAUGAAGGCCAUCGAAGACACGGUGGGCUUUGACCAAGUGAACCGCCAUGUGAGGAGUACGAUGGUGAGCUGGAUUGGGUCUAUGGUGCAACAGAAAUUCCAAGAAUUUGUGAACUCAGUGUGA